Racocetra persica is the source of this 179-nucleotide messenger RNA. NCBI's taxonomy places the organism in Eukaryota, Fungi, Glomeromycota, Glomeromycetes, Diversisporales, Gigasporaceae. The record is from the annotation of a GenBank genome assembly.
AUCAAACAAACGAUGUUACCAAGCUCGACAAGCAGCUCAAAAAAGCUUAGAAAAGCGUCAAGCUGUCUCUCAUAAUAAGAUUAUUACAGAAAUCAAAGCCCUAUUAUUAGAUUUUAAUCAAGAACAGCUUGAUGAUAUUUAUAAAAUAUUAACUAAGCUUAUGAAUAAUGAAACCAUUA